Messenger RNA from Aspergillus steynii IBT 23096, 388 nucleotides. RefSeq lists its product as uncharacterized. Bases 106 to 306 code for a protein of 66 amino acids. The record is from RefSeq and is a predicted model, not a curated record. The transcript is spliced from 2 exons. Lineage: Eukaryota; Fungi; Ascomycota; Eurotiomycetes; Eurotiales; Aspergillaceae.
CUACCUAUCUACCUACCUACCUAGUACUAAGCCAGCAGGCAGGUAAGUCAGUUAAUUGAGCCGGCGGAGUCUCGUCGUACAACGCAGCACGUACAUUUCCACUGCAUGUCAGAAUCCUUGUCUGCAGUGGACUUGACUUGUGCUGUCCACUUUUUCCCUGUCUGGUUCUCGAUUUCUUUUUCUUUUUUCGGCUGGCCGCAGUCUCCGCUGUAUCCUGGAUUUAAUUCCAGAUCCUAUCCUGGCAGUCCGAUCGGGGGGGUUUUUUUUAGGAUCGCAGUCGGUGGGCUCUGUGUGAUUAGUUGGUAGGUGGGUUGGCUGAUCUUAGUGGGUUGUUACUUGUUAGUUACCGGUGGAAUGAUUUCGUGGGUUCCUUUGAAUCGUCGAUUUU